Messenger RNA from Myiozetetes cayanensis, 1981 nucleotides. RefSeq names its product valyl-tRNA synthetase 2, mitochondrial (gene VARS2). NCBI's taxonomy places the organism in Eukaryota, Metazoa, Chordata, Aves, Passeriformes, Tyrannidae. The transcript has 20 exons. The annotation marks the transcript as partial. Gene Ontology annotation, cellular component: cytosol. The record is from RefSeq and is a predicted model, not a curated record. Gene Ontology annotation, biological process: valyl-tRNA aminoacylation. Gene Ontology annotation, molecular function: valine-tRNA ligase activity; aminoacyl-tRNA deacylase activity; ATP binding.
UCUCCUGCAGGACGUGCUCGUCAGAUGGAGGAGGAUGCAGGGCUGGAGUGUCCUGUGGGUCCCUGGCACCGACCACGCCGGCAUCGCCACCCAGGCCGUCGUGGAGCGCUGGUUGUGGCUCCAGCGGGGGCUGCGCCGGCAGGACCUGAGCCGGGAGCAGUUCCUGGAUGAGGUUUGGGCCUGGAAACGCCGCCACGGGGACGAGAUCCUGGAGCAGCUCCGGGCUCUGGGGGCCUCCCUGGACUGGAGCCGCUGUGCCUUCACCAUGGACCCCGGCUUCUCCCGGGCCGUGUCCGAGGCCUUCGUGCGCCUGUUCCGCUCGGGGCUGAUCCGCAGGGAGCGGAGACUCGUCAGCUGGAGCUGCGCCCUGCGCUCCGCCGUGGCCGACAUCGAGGUGGAGCCGCGGGUGCUGACGGGUCCCACCGUGCUGAGUGUCCCUGGCUGUUCCCAGCCCGUCACCUUCGGCCUCCUCGUCACCUUCACCUACCCCGUGGAGGGGGAUGACGGGCUGGAGGUGCCGGUGGCCACCACCCGGCCCGAGACCCUGUUUGGGGACGUGGCCGUGGCCGUUCACCCGCGGGACCCCCGAUACGCGCACCUCCACGGGCGCCGCCUCCGCCACCCCUUUACUGGGAGGGUCCUGCCCCUCGUCACCGACCCCAGCGUGGACCCCAACAUGGGCACCGGGGCAGUGAAGGUGACCCCAGGGCACAGUGCCCAGGACCUGGCCCUGGCCCGGGCCCAGGGGCUGCCCCUGCUCUCCGUCAUCGCUGACGACGGCACCCUCUGCCCCCCGGGGGGGGGGUGGCUGCAGGGUGUUCCCCGGUUCGAGGCUCGCCCUCAGGUGGUGGCAGCUCUGGCCCAGCGGGGGCUGUUCCGGGGGGUCCAGGACCACGCCAUGACCCUCCCCCUCUGCAGCCGCUCUGGGGACGUGGUGGAGCAGCUGCUGAAGCCGCAGUGGUUCCUGAGCUGUGGGGAGAUGGCCCAGAAGGCCCUGCAGGCAGUGACAUCAGGGAGGCUCCAGUUGGUCCCCAAAUUCCACGAGAAGAACUGGAAGACCUGGAUGGAGAAUGUGGGGGACUGGUGCCUGUCCCGGCAGCUCUGGUGGGGCCACCAAAUCCCGGCCUACCAAGCGCUGGGGGAGCCCCCCGGGGGUCCUGGCGGGCCCUGGGACCCCCCUGAAGGUGAAGGUGAGGGGGGGUCCCCCGGGGAGCCCCCCCAGGAGGGUCCCUGGUUCGUGGGGUGCAGCGAGGACGAGGCUCGAGCGGCGGCGGCCGAGGCGCUGCAGAGACCCCCCGAGAGCAUCGUCCUGAGGAGGGACCCCGAUGUCCUGGACACCUGGUUCUCCUCCGCCCUCUUCCCCUUCGCUGCCCUGGGCUGGCCCCAACAGACCCCCGACCUGCGGCGCUUCUUCCCCUCCUCGGUGCUGGUGACGGGCAGUGACCUCCUCUUCUUCUGGGUGGCCCGGAUGGCCAUGCUGGGCCAGCAGCUCACCGGCCACCUGCCCUUCCAGCAGGUGCUGCUGCACUCGCUGGUCCGCGAUUCCCGGGGUCGGAAAAUGAGCAAAUCCCUCGGGAACGUCAUCGACCCCCGUGACAUCAUCAGGGGGGCCACACUCCAGGAGCUGCAGGAGAAGCUGCGGAGCCGCGUCCUCGACCCCCCCGAGCUCCGAGCGGCCACCGAGGGGCAGAGGCUGCAGUUCCCACAGGGAAUCCCCGCCUGCGGCGCCGACGCCCUUCGCUUGGCCCUGCUGUCCCAGAACUGCCACGGAGCCGAAAUCCGGGUGGACGUGGGGGAGGUGCUGAGUCAGCGCCGCUUCUGCAACAAGGUGGUCCCAGGGGGUCCCAUGGAGCGCUGGGUGCUUUCCCGCCUGGCUGGGGCCGUCUCCGAGUGCUGUGACCGCUUGGAUUCCCUGGAAUUCCACGGGGCCCUGGCGGCCGUGCAGCACUUCUGGCUCCGCAGCUUCUGCGACGUCUUCCUG